AACAAGAAGAAGAAAUGAGCCCAAUUGCAUUGGAAAAGACUACAGAUAAUUGGAAAGCAUGUUGGAAGCUGCACCAUUUUUUAUGGGUAACAAAUAUUACACCAAAUAAGAUGAUUGAAGUCAAGCUAAAUGCAAAUUAUUUUCUCAGUGCAAGUGAAAGUAAAUAUAAUAUCCUGAUUAAGGAAUUGUUGAGAAAUCCUGAAUUCCCCAAAUUCCAUAAUAUUAAAGAGGAAAGUAUAUUAGAAUUAGUAAAUAUUGCAAAGAAUUUUACACAAUUUAAUGAUGAUAAUU
This is a messenger RNA of Racocetra persica, 291 nucleotides long. Lineage: Eukaryota; Fungi; Glomeromycota; Glomeromycetes; Diversisporales; Gigasporaceae. The record is from the annotation of a GenBank genome assembly.